CAUUUCGUGUAGUCCGGCACGAGAGAUUCAAGAGGAGACAGAGCGAAAAAGAUCGGUCAAAAGAAAAAAGAUCAUCAGUGUCGAUGAGUCCGGAUGGUGGAAAACCGGUCUGAGAAUGAAGGCGAUUGGCCGGAUCCUGGCGUGCGUGCUAUUGGUACUUAUAAUAACGAAAAAUGUAAUUGCAACGAGUGCCGCGAAUAUUAAAUUUUCAACGGGACAGAAUAACAAAAUCGUGCGAUUCAAUAUUACGAGACUAAAAUUAGUUUCGAAGCCAUCGCUGCUGAAUCCUGAACAUUCUCGAGAUAUACUGGAUAGCGUAUUCAAAAAUAAAGAUAAAGAUAUUGGGAGAUUUGGAGAAGCUCGUACUUUUGGGAUCAGAAGAUUGCAGUUGAUGUUGAUGCCAAUGAUAUAUAAAAUGGGAGUAAUGAUGACAAUGUUGAUGGUAUUGACAGCGAUCUCUGUAAAGGGACUUUUCGUCGGCAUUAUACUGCUGAUACUUAAACUCAGUACUUUUCUAGCGAAAUUUCAUUCCGGUUGGCACACAUCAUCGCAACCAAUUCACCUACACAUUCAUAAUAGUCCUCCAUACGUUCACCCACAAAUGUAUCAUAACUGGAUACCGGCAAGUGAUUCCGAGAGUCAUUAUUAUUAAAAAGGAUAAAUCAUAUAAAAUUUUUUUUUCCGUUAUCAAGUCUUUAUAUUAACGAAUCCGUUAUCAAGUCUUUAUAUUAACGAAUCAGAACAAAAAGAAUAUUUUAA
Camponotus floridanus (Florida carpenter ant) is the source of this 759-nucleotide messenger RNA. RefSeq lists its product as uncharacterized. Lineage: Eukaryota; Metazoa; Arthropoda; Insecta; Hymenoptera; Formicidae. The coding region runs from base 116 to 652 and encodes 178 amino acids. The record is from RefSeq and is a predicted model, not a curated record. The transcript is spliced from 3 exons.